AUGUCAAGUGUCUGCCCCGAUGGUCUAUUUCUUUCCUUUUACCUGAGUGUUCCUUACGCUAUUAAUCAAACUAUACCUCGUUCCCUUUGUCGCGGCAUCGACUUGUCGGACGUCUCCUCGAAAAUGGCUCCAAAGACGGAAAAUCACGAGAUCGAGAAUGUGGCAGGAGUUAACGAUGUCUUCGAGCCGCAAAAGAAUCAUACCGAUUAUACUCAGGUUGACAAGGAGAUUGCCAAGUACGCCACCGAUGGCGCUAUCGAGAUCGAUGAAGCCACCAAUAAACGGCUGAAGAAGAUGAUUGAUAAACGAGUCUUGGUGGUGAUGAUGUUCACAUACUUGCUGCAGACGCUGGAUAAAGGCGCGCUGUCAUUUGCUUCGAUUAUGGGGAUCAAGACCGAUGCCCAUCUGGUGGGUCAGCAGUAUUCAUGGUUGACUACCAUCGUCUAUAUUGCUAUCCUGGUUGUUGAAUAUCCCGAAAAUUGGAUCAUUCAGCGAGUUCCCAUUGGAAAGUGGCUUUCCAUCAAUAUUCUGUUGUGGGGAAUCUGCAUCUCACUCAUCGCUGCUAUGGACACCUUUGAAGGGCUGGCUACUCUGCGCGCUUUCAUGGGUGUCUUCGAGGCCGCUUGCCAGCCGACUUUUGUUGUGCUAUCGGCGACAUGGUACCGGAGAGAAGAGCAGGCCAGCACUAUCAACUUUUGGUUCAUGAUGAACGGUCUCCAAAAUAUCGUCGGUGGUCUUCUAGCCUUCGGGUUCUCAUUCGUGCCAUCCACAUCACCAAUCAAGUCAUGGCAGGCUCUCUUCAUGAGCUAUGGAAUCAUCACCGUGCUCUGGUCCAUUUUCGUCUUCUUCUGGCUCCCCGACUCAAUAAUGCGCGCCAAGUGCUGGUCUGAAGAGGACAAGCGAUUGAUGGUUGAGCGAGUGCGACAAAACCAGACUGGUUUACAGAACCGGAAUUUCAAAUGGGAUCAAGUUAAGGAAGCAUUUGCCGAUCCACAACUCUACGCAUUCGCUCUCAUCCAAUUGUUAACCACUAUUCCAUCCGGUGGAAUCGGCGCAUUUGCCAACAUCAUCGUCUCCUCCUUCGGAUUCAGCACAUGGGCAAGUCAGCUCCUGUUAAUGGUUGUCGGAGCGGUAACAGCCAUCACAAUGAUUACCUCCGCAUACCUAGACCGGUACUUCAAACAGACCAUCAUAAUCAUGAUGUUAGCGCUCGUCCCCUCAAUCCUCGGCACAUCAAUUCUUGUCGGAAUCCCAUUCUCCUCGAGCAAGAAAAUCGGCAUGCUAAUCGCGUACUUCAUCUUCUACUCUUUCUUCGCUGUGCAAUCGCUCUCCUUGAGUCUGAUGUCUCGCAAUGUGGCUGGUCAAACUAAGAAAUCUAUCGUCAUCGCUUGCAACUUUGUUUUCUGGGCUGGUGGAAAUGCUAUUGGGCCUCAGAUCUUCCGCGAUAAAGAUGCUCCGCGGUAUUUCCUUGCUUUUGCGAUUAUGCUCGGAUGCUUUGGGCUGUGUCUUAUUGUUCUUAUUUCAUUGCGCAUGUGGUAUAGUAUUCAGAACCGCAGGAGGGAUGCGAGGAUUGCUUCUGGGGAGGUUAUGCCUGACGUCCACUUCACGCAUGCUUUUGAGGAUAUUACCGAUCGGAAGAACCCUCACUUUAGAUAUACCUAUUGA
Messenger RNA from Penicillium verhagenii, 1665 nucleotides. RefSeq lists its product as uncharacterized. Gene Ontology annotation, biological process: transmembrane transport. The transcript is spliced from 6 exons. Gene Ontology annotation, molecular function: transmembrane transporter activity. Lineage: Eukaryota; Fungi; Ascomycota; Eurotiomycetes; Eurotiales; Aspergillaceae. Gene Ontology annotation, cellular component: membrane. The record is from RefSeq and is a predicted model, not a curated record. The coding region runs from base 1 to 1665 and encodes 554 amino acids.